AGCCAUUCUUUUGUUACCCAUAAGAGAGAACAGAACACAUCCUCUCAUACAUUUCUCUCCCAAUCAAGAAAACUCUCUCCCUCUAUCACUCUCUAAUCCGCCACUCCUUAUGGCUAUUUCCGCCUCAACAGCUACUUUCACCUCCACAAACCUCCUCUACCCCCACCACUCAACCACCACAUCCACCACAUCCACUCCUACUUUCUCCCUAACACCCACCUCCAAAAUCUCCUCAAAAUCCAUCCUUUCGUCUUCUUUUCUCCCCCCCUUCACUCCCACCUCCUCAACCUCCCCUCUCACCACCACCCGCCACCGCUUUCUCACUGUCCGUGCAGCUAGAGGGAAGUUCGAAAGAAAGAAACCCCACGUCAACAUUGGCACAAUAGGCCAUGUAGACCACGGCAAAACAACUCUCACAGCUGCUCCAACCAUGGCUUUAGCCUCUAUGGGCGGCAGUGCACCAAAAAAAUACGAUGAAAUCGAUGCUGCACCUGAAGAACGCGCUAGAGGUAUCACAAUUAACACCGCUACUGUUGAAUAUGAGACGGAAUCUCGCCAUUAUGCUCAUGUCGAUUGUCCUGGUCAUGCUGAUUAUGUUAAGAACAUGAUUACUGGUGCUGCUCAAAUGGAUGGAGCUAUUCUUGUUGUGUCUGGUGCUGAUGGUCCAAUGCCACAAACAAAAGAGCAUAUCUUGUUGGCAAAGCAAGUUGGGGUUCCAAAUAUGGUUGUUUUUUUGAAUAAACAAGAUCAAGUUGAUGAUGAGGAGCUGUUGCAGUUGGUUGAGUUGGAGGUAAGAGAAUUGUUGUCUAGUUAUGAGUUUCCUGGUGAUGAUAUUCCAAUUAUUUCUGGUUCUGCCUUGUUAGCUUUAGAGGCUUUGAUGGAAAAUCCGGCUAUUAAGAGAGGAGAGAAUCAAUGGGUUGAUAAAAUAUAUGAACUUAUGGAUAAUGUUGAUAAUUAUAUACCAAUUCCUCAAAGGCAAACUGAUUUGCCAUUUUUACUUGCCGUUGAGGAUGUUUUUUCUAUUACUGGUCGUGGGACUGUAGCUACCGGGAGGGUUGAGAGAGGGACAAUUAGAACUGGGGAUACAGUAGAUAUUGUUGGGUUGAGGGAGACUAGGAAUACAACUGUUACUGGUGUGGAAAUGUUUCAAAAGAUAUUGGAUGAAGCAUUGGCAGGUGAUAAUGUUGGGUUGUUAUUGAGAGGUGUUCAAAAGGCUGAUAUUCAGAGAGGGAUGGUUUUGUCGAAGCCAGGGACAAUUACUCCCCAUACCAAGUUUGAGGCGAUUGUUUAUGUUUUGAAGAAGGAAGAAGGUGGUAGGCAUUCUCCCUUCUUUGCUGGGUACAGGCCUCAAUUUUAUAUGAGGACAACUGAUGUUACAGGGAGGGUGGCUACAAUCAUGAAUGAUAAGGAUGAGGAGUCGAAGAUGGUUAUGCCUGGGGAUCGUGUGAAGAUGGUGGUGGAACUUAUUAUGCCUGUGGCUUGUGAGCAAGGGAUGAGGUUUGCUAUCAGAGAAGGAGGGAAGACUGUUGGGGCCGGUGUUAUCCAGUCCAUUAUUGAGUAGGUAAUAAACUGUAGGAAAUGUGCUCUAUCGGUACUUUUUGGAUGGCGUUGUCAAACUUCAUAUCUCAGCUUUGUGCAAUUAAACUCCUGCCAUUUUAGCAAAACUUUUGAGCCCCAUGUCAUACAUUUUGCAGUUCUGUUCUUCUUUUGCACUUUGCCCUCAUACUUAGUCUAGUUGGACAUUGUCUUUGUGAAAAUUCAAUGUGGUAACUUAACCCCUUCUUGCUUUGGCUUCUAAUUGCUGAAUUUCAGUGAAUUCGAA
Messenger RNA from Populus euphratica (Euphrates poplar), 1822 nucleotides. RefSeq names its product elongation factor Tu, chloroplastic. NCBI's taxonomy places the organism in Eukaryota, Viridiplantae, Streptophyta, Magnoliopsida, Malpighiales, Salicaceae. Gene Ontology annotation, molecular function: GTP binding; translation elongation factor activity; GTPase activity. Gene Ontology annotation, cellular component: mitochondrion. Gene Ontology annotation, biological process: mitochondrial translational elongation. The record is from RefSeq and is a predicted model, not a curated record. Bases 110 to 1561 code for a protein of 483 amino acids. The transcript has a single exon.